Molecule: messenger RNA, 300 nt
Organism: Staurois parvus
Lineage: Eukaryota; Metazoa; Chordata; Amphibia; Anura; Ranidae
Source: the annotation of a GenBank genome assembly
UUAGUAAAUAUAAACUGCUAAAUACCUUUUCUCAACAGCAGUAUAAUCAGUCUUGCGACUUCUAUCAGUGUCAAGCUGGGCACUGGUUAAAGCUUGUACGAGGAGUUUUCAUUUUCCUCUCACUGCCCUAUGAGAUUGCAUAACCCCUGGACAGUGCAGAUUUACCCUGUGCCCUGCACCCUCCUAAGAAAAAGACACCAAACUGAGCAUGUGCAGAGUGUCCCCGAGGCUGUGUUUUAUCAGGAGAUGAAAUGGGGAAUGUGAUAGAAGGGAAGAAUCAGAGAAGACAGGAUCAAACAU